Molecule: messenger RNA, 600 nt
Organism: Saccostrea cuccullata (small rock oyster)
Lineage: Eukaryota; Metazoa; Mollusca; Bivalvia; Ostreida; Ostreidae
Exons: 4
Coding region: 59-484 (141 amino acids)
Source: RefSeq, a predicted model, not a curated record
AUCUCGAACCUCUCUUAUCUUUGUGUAAAUAGUCUGAUAGCCAAUUGGACAAAAAGAAAUGUCUGUUUUGGUUUCCCUUCUACUUACCUGUAGUUUUCUGUAUGUAGGAAUCUGGGGAGCCGCUGUGAAUACAAAUAAUGAAGAUUCUGGAUCUACAACUGAGGCUGUGACCACGACACAUCAUGGAAACCACCUACACGUGACAAGAGAGCCAUCUGUAUUUGGUUCAGCAUAUUUCAAAUAUGACCAUUAUAGUCAUCUAAUGGCUUACAAAGAUGAAACUUACACGUGUUACAUUUUGGCGAUUCACCCCGAUGACCGACAUCUUGCGCAUACUGAGAGCGGGCUACUGUCUCUUGAGGUGAGGAUGUUGACUUUGGCUAUCAAUGCUACAGAACCCUACUCCCAUGACGACCUGGAGGCGAGAAGUAAACACCUGGCCAACAUGUGUCCACAAAACUACGCACUCAUCAGUCUGAAUUGAAUGAGAUCACGUGUCACUGGAUUUGGUUAUUAAUUCAAUGAAACAAUUACGAUAGGUCAUGUUAUCUUGUUUAAAUCUUCAAUAUUGGGGUUAUGUUAUCGAUGGAGUUAGGGGCG